CAAACUAACCCCUCUGACACACGUACACCACUAACCAAUCAUAAGAGGAGAGAGAAAGAGUAAUCUCUACCAUUGGAUUGAAAAAACAGAGAGAUCCGACGGCCACCCUCAAAUGGCGCACCGAUCAGCCAAACAUAAACAUCAUGUGCACUGGUGUGCCAAAGAAUCUCGGCACACCGAAUCCGUCCCCAAGAAUGUGGCUUCUCCAACUGCCGUCAAUCCCCAAGUUCUCCACCCCAUUCCUCCAUGGCGGCAGAACCCUCUGCUCUGCCCCAACCGCCACUACAUUCCCAGCACCAUCAGCACCGUGUUCCAUGCCUACCAUAAGAGCGAUGAAGUCGAUGCAGGGGAAGGUGGUGUGCGCCACUAACGACAAGACGGUGGCGGUGGAGGUUGUUCGUCUGGCCCCUCACCCGAAGUACAAGAGGCGCGUGAGGAAGAAGAAGAAGUACCAGGCCCACGACCCUGAUAACCAGUUCAAGGUUGGUGACAUCGUUCAGCUUCUCAAGAGCAGGCCCAUCAGUAAGACCAAGGCUUUCGUUGCCGUUUCUGUUCCCAAGAAGGACUCCACCAAUAACUCCGACAUUGGAAUCCCCUUGGAGUCUCAGCAACAGGCUUAGUUACACUCUCUCCCCCCUCAAUUUUAUUUCCUAUUGUUAUGUUCAUGAAAUCAUGUUCACUGUUUAAUUCACUUAUGAAUUGGGGUUUAUUUCUCUGGUUCUCCUAUUAUUCAUGUUUCUCAUCUAUCAA
This is a messenger RNA of Arachis duranensis, 750 nucleotides long. Its product is annotated as 30S ribosomal protein S17, chloroplastic. Gene Ontology annotation, cellular component: ribosome. NCBI's taxonomy places the organism in Eukaryota, Viridiplantae, Streptophyta, Magnoliopsida, Fabales, Fabaceae. The record is from RefSeq and is a predicted model, not a curated record. Gene Ontology annotation, biological process: translation. The coding region runs from base 144 to 620 and encodes 158 amino acids. Gene Ontology annotation, molecular function: structural constituent of ribosome. The transcript has a single exon.